Messenger RNA from Penicillium daleae, 837 nucleotides. Its product is annotated as DUF1445 domain protein. Lineage: Eukaryota; Fungi; Ascomycota; Eurotiomycetes; Eurotiales; Aspergillaceae. The record is from RefSeq and is a predicted model, not a curated record. Gene Ontology annotation, biological process: glutamate metabolic process. Bases 1 to 837 code for a protein of 278 amino acids. Gene Ontology annotation, molecular function: D-glutamate cyclase activity. The transcript has 2 exons.
AUGGGCAGCAUCCAUCUUCCAUCGCAUGAAGCCCGCCUGGCAUGUCGCCAGAAUCGACUGACCAACACGGCCGGUGUGGCUCCAGGCUAUUUACAAGCCAAUCUAUUAAUCUUACCAGCUCAACAUGCAGCAGACUUCCAUGACCUCUGCCUUCGCAAUCCAGUCUCCUGUCCACUGGUAGGGAAGACAACUACUCCCGGAGAUGCACAUGCCGUUCAACCGGCCGGAUGCAUCCAAUUCCCAGACUUUGACAUUCGCACCGAUUUCCCCCAAUAUCGCAUCUACCAGAAUGGAGAAUAUCUUGAGAGUCGACGAGAUCUUCUUGAUGUAUGGACCUCCGGUCACGUUGCUUUCCUGAUUGGAUGUUCAUUCUCCUUUGAAGAUGCCUUGACCACAGCUGGUCUACAACCACGCCACCAACAAACCGGCACCAUUGUCGCAAUGUAUCGCUCCAACAUACCGCUGCUGCCGGCGGGUAUUUUUACCGGUGGUCACUGCAUCGUGUCCAUGCGUCCCUAUCGACCCGAGCAAAUUGAUCGAGUGAGAGAGGUGACGCGAACGUAUUUGUCGACCCACGGCGAACCGGUCGCUUGGGGGUGGGAGGGAGCAAAGCAACUGGGCAUCACGGAGAUCAACAACCCAGAUUUUGGGGAGCCACAGGUCUUCGAGGAGGGUGAAGUGCCGGUAUUCUGGGCCUGUGGUGUGACACCGCAGAUGGCUGUAGAGGCGGCCGGCGACCGAAUAAAGGGGCUGGUAUUCGCUCAUGAGCCUGGACAUAUGCUCGUGACGGACUGGACGUCGAAUGAUCUCGAUAAGUUACGACCCGGAAUCAUCUAG